Messenger RNA from Acanthosepion pharaonis, 1011 nucleotides. The record is from the annotation of a GenBank genome assembly. Lineage: Eukaryota; Metazoa; Mollusca; Cephalopoda; Sepiida; Sepiidae.
AUGCUUGGCGCGAACUCUCGUUUUUCUCUCUCAAGCAUUGUGUCCUUGUUUUUUCCUUCUUUCUUUCUUUCUUUUGGUCUAUCUUCCUCUUUCCUUUCUUUCUAUCUCUCUCUCUCUCUUCCCUCUCACGCAUUGUCUCUUUUUCUUCUUUCUUUUUUUCUAUCUCCGUUUGCUUUGUUUUAUUUCCAUCUAGCUCUCUUCUCUCUCCUCAUUGUGCCAUUUUUUUUCUUCUUUCUUUUGGUCUAUCUCUCUUUCCUUUAUUUCUCUUUCUGUCUGUCUGUCUGUCUCAGUCUCAGUCUCUCUCUCGCUCUCUCUCUCUGGCUUCCCUCUCACGAAUAUGUUUUUCUUUCUUUCUUUCUUUCUUUCUUUCUUUCGUUCGUUCGUUCGUUCUUUCUUUCUUUUACAUCCAUUUCUUUCUUCAUUUCUUUCUUUCUUUCUUUCUUUCUUUCUCUUGCCUUUGUUUCUCUCUAUCUUUCUUCUCUCUCACGCAUUGUCUCGUUUUCACUCUCUCUAAUUCUUUCUUUCUUUCUUUUACUCACUUUUUCUUUCACUCUUUCGUGUUUCCUCACUAUCUCAUACGUUUUUCUAUCUCUCUUUAUUUUUCUCUUUACCACGCACAAUCAUUUUCUUUUUUCAUUUUUGUCUUUUCUUGCUCUCCCAAACUAUUUCCUUUCUUUCUUUCUGUCUUUCUUUCUUUCUUUCUUUCUAAUGCUCAUUUAUUUACUCUAUUAUACUCACUUUUUCUUUCACUCAUUCUUGUUUCUCUUUACCCCUCACUCUCACUCUCUCAUACUCUUUUCUUUCUCCCCUUAUUUUUCUCUUUACCACGCCCAUUCUUUUUUGUUUUUUCUUUCUCUUUUCUUUCUUUCUUUCUUUCUUUCCUUCUUUCUUUCUUUUUCUAAUGCACACUUAUUCUCCUUUUUCUUUUCUCACAAGCUCAUUCUCAUUGUAUUUGAUUCUUUCUUUCUUUCUUUCUUUCUUUCUUUCUUUCUUUCUUUCUUGUUCUCUUAA